Strongylocentrotus purpuratus (purple sea urchin) is the source of this 4834-nucleotide messenger RNA. Its product is annotated as probable E3 ubiquitin-protein ligase HECTD2. Gene Ontology annotation, biological process: protein polyubiquitination. NCBI's taxonomy places the organism in Eukaryota, Metazoa, Echinodermata, Echinoidea, Camarodonta, Strongylocentrotidae. Gene Ontology annotation, molecular function: ubiquitin protein ligase activity. The record is from RefSeq and is a predicted model, not a curated record. The coding region runs from base 179 to 3751 and encodes 1190 amino acids. The transcript has 22 exons.
GAAUUUUGCAAUGCAAUGCAACAACAGUCAAACAAUAAACUGCCGUUGCGUCGGAUUGUGUUUAGACUUUAGACGCCAGUUUUCCCUUCAUUCAAGCACAGUAACAUUAAAUAGUGAAUAUGAAACAGAAUGUCACGGAGCCAAAACUUGUUAACGUGAAGCUGUAGUAUAGCUUGUCAUGAUGAGUGGACACGGGGAGACUCUUGCAGGCCAUAGACGGCCCCCUGUUGGACCAGGAGCAAUCAGAAAAAAGAGUAUUCCUACUACAUGUACAACCAUCGACAAAGGCACAGGUCGACUCAAACUUACCAGACAGUUGUCAACCAGUCAGCCUAAGUUAGAGGGGAGUGUAAGAAGAGGAUCUCUGGAUAGCAUUCUCAUUGAUGGACGUGCUAGAUCAAACAGUUUAGCCAAGCUUACGGACUUGAAGAGGAAUCUGAGUGCUAGUAACCUCGCAGCAUUAUCAGACAGUAACCUUUCUGUACAGGAGGCAGAACCACAGAGGGGUUAUGAUGCACCUAAUACUACAGGAUCUAAAGCAAAGCAUUACCUAGAGCAAUUCAUCAAGAGAUAUUACUACCAGCUGACUGAGGGAUGCGGGAGGAGAGAGUGCAGGAAUAAGUUCUGCCGAUCCUCAGAAGAUGCAAUCCGGAUGACUCCUGAUGUAGCUGCUAUCAUCAGCAUCCAGCUUGCGUCUAGUCAAAGAUUAUACUUUUGUAGUUCAGAGAAGUUCAUCGGCCGCGCCUUGCCAGAAGAUGUCUUCCAGGCGAAAAACAGUAAAGUGAAGUCUUUCCUCCAGACCCUGUAUUCCUCAUCACCAUUUGCCACACUCUUCAAAGAUGUACCUCAACCAGAGUCUUUCUCUACCACUACCAACAGUGCUGCCACAAACUCAAAUAAGAACAUUGCAACUUUUAGGCAUUCCAAAUCUGACCUGGAGAAGCUAGGGAGUGGACAACCACAGACUUUCCCUGGCCAACUCAAGAAAAAUAGACUUCCUGUAAAGCUUAUGCGCAAACCGCCAACAGGAAGACAGUCCUCUCCUGUAACCAACCUACCUCCAAGUGGAAGGCAUCAGCUACCGGGGACAAGGGCGGGGUCGAACCCUUCCAUGCUUGCACAGAGGGUGGGGUCACUAGGUAAGCUGGUGGUGAGAGAUGAGCGGGAAGGAGCUGCCAGGAGAGGAGGUGAUGUGAUACGAUGGGGAAGUGAUCAUAGCUUACAGACAGGAGAUACUCCAGAUAUGCCUUGGGUAGUAGAUGAGUCUCCAAGCAGAAGUAGAAAUUGUCAAAUGGCUGGGUCAGGUGAAGAUGUUAGUCGAGGUCUGUUGUCCAGAUCUAACUCUGGUCUACAGAGGAACUGUGGAAGGUCCAUGAACUUUGAGGGUGGGCUUCAUUCACGUAGCCUUAGCUCCAGUCAAGAGAAUUUAAGCUUGCGUGGUAGCUAUGACAACCUAGUCAAUCUUCAUUACAGGUCCAGAACAAGCCCCAUGGGAAGUACUGGUAACAGCCUACAGAUGAACUCUGGUGGCUCUGCCUUAAGCCUUACCUCUGGUCGUGAGCCUUCCUCCCUCUCCUCCAACCCUCUCUCCUCCCUCAGCCCUGUAGCCAGCCCUACUAACAGCCCCAUCUUCAGCCCCGCCCCCAGUCCCAUGAGGCUCCUCUCUGACCAGGAAGCACUUGAGGAGACCGAUGACCUGCGUGAGUUUGAGAGGUCACUUUCACUUGAGAUAGCUCUAGAUACUGGCCAGGAAUUUGCUCUGACUCAUCUUACCCUCAGUAUGCUACAGAGUAUUAUUGAUCAGUAUAAGGAGUGUGGAGACGAUGCAUUCCUUCUCAACACGAUACGCACUGUCUUCAUGUCAGAUGUAGCUCUCAAUGCAAGCUUCAGGGUGGAAGAGAACAACCCCUACAGCCGUCUUGACCUGGCUGCUGUAAAGACAGCAUACAAUCUCCUAUGGGACCUGCAUCCUAGAGAUAGAUUCAUGACCUGUCUAGCAAAUGCCAUAGAGAUUCUCCUUAGGAAGCUAGACCAGUCCCUGGUCCAGUCACAUGGUAUCAACCAGUUGCUGAUCAUCCUUGAGUGUCCUCUUAUGGAGCUGAACUUUGAGUUGGUCCAGGUCCUGUGCAGGAUAAUAGCCAAGCAACUAGUCCCUGGUGCAAGGACAAGUCUGAUCCAGACCCUCCUUCACCUGGACAAAGAGCGCUUCCAGAGACUCCUGAAGAUCCUCAAAGCUCACAUGGUCUCCAUGAUCAGACCUAAUGAAGGUGCAUCUGAGGGCAUGGUUCAUGUUGCCAUAGCAAUGCAAAUCCUGUAUAAAGCCAAUCAAAUCCGGCUUGAGCAUGAUGCCAGUAAAGGCCUUGCUCAGUUAGAGGAUUUCUACUGUCACCAGCUUUCAAGGGAUCUUGAUUACCAAACAGAGUAUCAUCGAUGGCAGCUUAAAGCAGGGCUCCCUCUUCAGUCACCCAGAGAUGAAUUCUCACCGGUCCCAUCUCUACUUGACUUUCCAUUCCUACUGGAUCCAGCUUCCAAAGUACAUGUGUUACACCUUGAUGCUGUGGUUCAGAUGAGGAAAGAAUAUCAGGUGGCCAUUCUACAUCAAGCUCGAGUGAACCAAGCACAGAAGUACUUGACAGAUGGAAGACGUUUCACUCCUAACCUGAAGGAUUCUAUCAAGGCUGCUAUGUGUCCCUUCCUUGUCCUGGAAGUAAGACGUGACUACCUGAUCAGUGAUACCCUAGCACAGAUCAGACUCAAGAAGAAUGAUCUCAAGAAACCACUCAAGAUCAAGUAUAUCGGAGGAGGAGAACAGGGUUUGGACAUGGGUGGUCUUCAGAAAGAAUUCUUUCAGCUUAUCUCUGAAGCAGUCUUCAAUCCCAGCUAUGGCAUGUUUGUUAGCUCCUCCGAGAACAGGACAAUAUGGAUCAAUGGAUCAGAAGGCUCUACAGAUUCUGACGAUGAGUUUGAGCUGGUAGGCACCCUGCUUGGCCUAGCAAUCUACAACGGUAUCAUCCUAGAUGUGAAUUUCCCUAUGGCCAUCUAUAAGAAGCUCCAUGAAGAUCCCAUGACCCUGGAAGACCUGAUAGGGGUGCAGCCGUCCCUGGGGCGGGGCAUCAGAGAGAUGCUGGAGUAUGAGGGAGAUGUAGAGGAUGUGUUCUGUCAAACAUUCCAGGUUUCUUAUUUAUCAAUGGGUGAUAUUUUAACUGUUGACUUGGUUCUUCAUGGCUCGCAAAUUCCAGUAACAAACCAAAAUCAAGAGGAGUAUGCACGGUUAUAUGUGAAGCAUUUACUGAUAGAUAGCAUUGCAAGACAGUUUGAGGCCUUUGCGAGAGGUUUUCACAGCGUAUGUGGAGGCUCAGCCCUGCAGCUGUUCCAACCUUCAGAGAUAGAGCUUCUCAUCUGUGGUAGUCCUGUAUUAGACUUCCAUGCUCUAGAGACCUCUGCUACCUAUGAGGAUGGCUUCUCCAGGAAACACCCGACUGUGUUAUCUUUGUGGAGAUUGAUUCAUUCCCUUAGCAAUGAACAGAAGAAGAAACUGCUUAACUUCAUCACAGGAAGCGACAGGGUUCCUCUUAAAGGCCUGUCCAGCCUGCCUAUCGUAAUUCAAAGAAACGGUCCCGACUCUGAGCGCCUUCCCACUGCCAUGACCUGCUUCAAUCGUCUACUGCUUCCAGAAUACAAGGAUGAGAAGAAGCUGAGAGAGAGGCUCCUCGUUGCCGUUCAAUACGGCAAGGGCUUUGGACUUACAUAACUAUCUACUGCUGCUGUUCAGUACGGCAAGGGCUUUGGACUUACAUAACUAUCUACUGCUGCUGUUCAGUACGGCAAGGGCUUUGGACUUACAUAACUAUCUACUGCUGCUGUUCAGUACGACAAGGGCUUUGGACUUACAUAACUAUCUACUGCUGCUGUUCAGUACGGCAAGGGCUUUGGACUUACAUAACUAUCUACUGCUGCUGUUCAGUACGGCAAGGGCUUUGGACUUACAUAACUAUCUACUGCUGCUGUUCAGUACGACAAGGGCUUUGGACUUACAUAACUAUCUACUGCUGCUGUUCAGUACAGCAAGGGCUUUGGACUUACAUAACUAUCUACUGCUGCUGUUCAGUACGGCAAGGGCUUUGGACUUACAUAACCAUCUACUGCUGCUGUUCAGUACGGCAAGGGCUUUGGACUUACAUAUACAUACAAGUACUACUGGAAUACAAAGAGGAGAAAAGGCUAUGAGACAGAUUGUCUGUUGCUAUCUAGUAUGGCAAGGGCUUUGGAAUUGUAUAUCCAGGUUCUGUUUUGAAAGCAGAAAAGUUGCAAGAGACAUGACUGAUUGCUCUCCCAUAUUGACAGGAGUUUAGGGUGACAUUGUGCCGUGUGUGAACGUAGAGAGAACUGAGAAGCCUUGACUGAGUCAUGGACUCACAUGAAAUCUCACCAACAUAAAGAGAACAAGAAAUACAGCAUCAUUAACUUUACAUGCAGCUCAGGAAGUUACCAGUUUUCUAAAUUUGUAAUGAAAGUAAGAUGCAACAUUUACUAUUUAUAUUUGAUAAAAGGACAGAUUUGUAUAUCUUUGAUAUCAUCUAUGCUGCAAGGUUAUAGCUGCUUUGUGCUGUUAAGUAUGUUGGUUGUAUGGUUCCAUUCCAUCUACACAAUAUAGUAAUCAACAUUUCAGUCAGGGUUUUAAGAUAUAUGUAAUCACUAAAUACCGUCUAGGUCAAGUGCUAAUAGGAUGUUACUACUCCAGAUUAAAGAAGGGGAUAAAAGAUAUUUCUGUCUUCUAUUUUUAUUGCUCCACUGUUUUUUUGUUUUUAGUUUUAAUAUCAUAUAUAUUAGUGUA